Messenger RNA from Peronospora matthiolae, 528 nucleotides. The record is from the annotation of a GenBank genome assembly. NCBI's taxonomy places the organism in Eukaryota, Oomycota, Peronosporomycetes, Peronosporales, Peronosporaceae.
AUGACUCGUCCUCCGAACAUCCUCGUAACCGGUACCCCCGGCACAGGCAAGACCUCCAUGUGCCAGCAGCUUGCAGAACGAUCCCGGCUCUUGUCACACGUAAAUGUCGGCGACUUGGUAAAAGAGCGUGGCCUUCACAGCGGUCGCGAUGAAGAAUUUGAUUGUUUUGUGCUGGACGAGGACAAAAUUGUCGAUGAAAUGGAAGAGCUGAUGGCUGAAGGCGGCAAGGUCGUGGACUUUCACACGUGCGACUUUUUUCCCGAGCGCUGGUUCGACCUGGUUGUGGUGCUACGUGUGGACAACACGACGCUGUUUGAUCGACUGCAGAAGCGCGGGUACUCGGACAAGAAAGUGGCUGAAAACGUCGAGUGCGAGAUCAUGGAGGUGGUGAUGCAAGAAGCUCGUGAGAGUUAUGCACCAGAGAUUGUGCAAGAGCUGACGAGUCGGACGGUGGAAGAGAUGGAGGGCAAUAUUGAGCGCGUGCUCAUGUGGAUGCAGCAUUGGACCGCGCAGCACGCCGACCAUUAG